AUGCUAUGCAAUAGCUUUACCGCGGCAGUCCCCGAGUACCACAGCGCCCUCGGACGUCCGUCGAACAAUCGCCGCUUCGAAUCCGAGAGCAACAAGAGCAGCGGCGUCAAUAUCGACGGCUCGAUACGAUAUUCGAAACCAGGCGGCCGCUGUGACGGAUUUCAGAAAUGUUUCAACUUUAACCACCCCUCCCCCACGAUCCCGCACCUCCCUCGCCCACCGUACGCCGUUAACUUGGUAUUUGGAUCGUGCUUCGUGGCAGUCUGUUGGGAGGCCCAUGUUCAGCAGUGGAUUCAAACAGACUCAUAUGAUGAUGGUGAUGAUUAUGAUGGUGAUGAUGAUGAUGAUGAUGAUGAUGAUGAUGAUGAUGAUGAUGAUGAUGUUAAAUGUUUA
Iphiclides podalirius (scarce swallowtail) is the source of this 393-nucleotide messenger RNA. NCBI's taxonomy places the organism in Eukaryota, Metazoa, Arthropoda, Insecta, Lepidoptera, Papilionidae. The record is from the annotation of a GenBank genome assembly.